AUGGCUCGGGACGUCGAGAAAUUCAAAUCGGCGAAGAGGUCGUACCUAAUCGCCAAAGAGCAGGGGAACCGGUACGAGGAGGCUAUGUGCGCCAACGUGAUUGGAGACAUCCUCAAGAACAGAGGGGAGUAUGUAGAGGCGCUCAAGUGGCUGCGGCUCGAUUACGAUGUGACGUCCCGCCACUUGCACGAUAAGCAACUUCUGCCGACGUGUCAGUCUCUUGGGGAGGUCUAUCUUCGUCUCCAGGACUUCACGAACGCUCUAUCUUCUCAGAAAAAACAUUUAGAGCUUGCCAAGGAAGCUAAUGACCUUAUUGAACAGCAAAGGGCCAACACCCAACUUGGUCGUACUUACCAUGAAAUGUUUUUGAGAUCUGAAAAUGACCACUUCUCAGUUCAGAAUGCCAAAGAGUACUUCAGAUGUUCAAUGAAGCUUGCAGAGGCUGUUAGGGAGAACCCACCUGUUAACGAUAGCAAAUUCUUCCUUAAAGAAUAUAUUGAUGCACAUAAUAAUAUUGGGAUGCUUGAAAUGGAUCUUGAUAACUUGGACGAGGCCCAGAAAAUCCUAACCAAAGGAUUACAGAUUUGUGCAAAUGAAGAGGUUGAGGAAGAUUAUGAUGGGCGAAGUAGGCUCCAUCACAACCUAGGAAAUGUUUAUAUGGAGCUCAGAAUGUGGGAUGAAGCUCGGAAGCACAUUGAGGAGGACAUUAAAAUUUGUAAGAGAAUUGGGCAUUGCCAAGGGGAGGCAAAGGGGUACAUCAAUUUUGGUGAAUUGCAUUAUAGGGUUCAGAAGUAUGAGGAGGCACUUUGUUGCUACCGGAAGGCGCUUGGUCGAGCAAAAUCCAUGGAAGAUGAGGAUGCUUUGGCUAUGCAAAUUGAGCAAAACAUGGAGACUGUAAAAGAAGCUAUUAGAGUAACAAAAACUCUACAUACAACCUGCCUGGGGACUCGGCGUGAAACCGGCGCCAGCAUGGCAAAUUGAAAACGCAGCGUUUGAAUGGCAAAACGAAAAUGCAGCGUUUUGUUUGAGUUUUCUCGUUUUCAUUUCUUUUCUCGUGUACAUUUCCUUCCCCCUUUCGAUUCUUCUUCUGUUUUUCCAUCGCCCCCCCUUUCCCCCCGACCCCUUCAAUCCUAACCCUAACCUCUCACUCAUUUCCUUUCCCCUUCGAUUCCUUUCCCCUUUCCCCUCAUAAAUUUCCUUUGAUUCACCCAUUCGAACUCUCACUAGUGGUUUCCCCGUGGCAGACCUACUUCGAUUCAUCCAUUCCUUCGAAAUCGACCCACGAAACCGUGGUUAUGUUCUUCGUCAAUCACGGCAUCUCACCUUCGUUCGUGGUCAUCAAAAUCCAUUUCCCACUUCAAACCCCAGUCCCUAACCCUAACUUGUCCAAAAUCGUGCGUGUAACCCUAACCCUAACCCUAACAUCAACCCCGCCGCUUGAUCCUAAUCCUAACUUGUCCAAAAUCGUGCAUGUAAUCCUAACCCUAACAUCAACCACUGUGUAGAUCAGGUUAGUUAUCCUACAGUUACGUGGAUUUGGUUUUACUUUCUUGCAAAAUUCAAUUUUUUAUCUAGAGUUUUUUGUUCUUUUAAGUAUCAAUUAUACUUGAUAAUUUUCGAUGGCUUGUUUUGCUUUCCAGCAUAGAAAUAAAUUACAUUUGUAGUGAUGCUGAUGGCUUUUGUUCUCGAUAACAUAACAAAUAUAUGCUUGUGAAAGUCUGAAUAACACCAUCCAUGUGGACGUAUGUAAAUUUUCUUUGGAGUCAAAUAUUUUCUUUACCCAGUGUAGACGAUUGUAAAUUUAUGUCAUAUGUAGUUAACUCUGGAUUUACAUUUUCCUAGCCACCAAACAGAAUAUGUCUGUUCUGAAAACUGCCUUCUGCUACAGGUAAUGUUACAGUUUCUUAAUUAAUUUUUACAUCAACUGUUUACAAUGUAAAUGUCUCAUAACUAAUUUUACAUCAAUCUUUGCAAUGUUACAAGUAAUGUUAUAGCUUUUCAGUUUAAUUUUUGCAUUCUGAAUUAGAUUUUUCAGUUAAGUUACAAUAUUACAAGUAAGUUCGAUCAUGGUGGACCUGUUAUAGUUUAGCAUCAAUUCAGUUGAAAUGAAUUACAACUUGUUUUU
Juglans regia (Persian walnut) is the source of this 2125-nucleotide messenger RNA. RefSeq names its product protein TONSOKU-like. The record is from RefSeq and is a predicted model, not a curated record. Lineage: Eukaryota; Viridiplantae; Streptophyta; Magnoliopsida; Fagales; Juglandaceae. Gene Ontology annotation, molecular function: protein binding. Gene Ontology annotation, cellular component: nucleus. The coding region runs from base 1 to 981 and encodes 326 amino acids. The transcript is spliced from 2 exons. Gene Ontology annotation, biological process: epigenetic regulation of gene expression; response to DNA damage checkpoint signaling; meristem structural organization.